Messenger RNA from Jatropha curcas, 1730 nucleotides. It is a transcript of the gene MLO13, whose product is annotated as Seven transmembrane MLO family protein. Lineage: Eukaryota; Viridiplantae; Streptophyta; Magnoliopsida; Malpighiales; Euphorbiaceae. Gene Ontology annotation, biological process: defense response. The record is from RefSeq and is a predicted model, not a curated record. Gene Ontology annotation, cellular component: membrane.
ACUUUUGGAAGGCAAACUUGAAAUGCUUUGCUGUGCAUUACCAGAUGGCAGAAGAGUCUAACUCUUUGGAGUAUACGCCAACAUGGGUAGUUGCUGUCGUUUGUUUUGUAAUUGUUUUAGCAUCCCUUUUUGCUGAACGAGGUCUUCAUAAACUGGGAAAGUGGUUGAAGGGUAAACAUCAUGAGGCAUUGUUUGAAGCCCUGCAAAAACUAAAAGAAGAAUUGAUGCUUUUAGGUUUCAUCUCUCUUCUACUAACAGUUACUCAAGGUUCAAUAAGCCGUAUAUGCGUUCCACCUGACCUUGCAACUCACAUGCUCCCAUGCAAGAGAAAAACUGAUAGCAGCCAUCAUGAAAAAUAUUUUCAUCAGGUUUUAAAUGGUCAACGGCGGUUGUUGUCUGCAAGCAAUGCAGCUCAUUGUACUAAUAAGGGAAAGGUUCAACUGUUUCCACUGGAAGCAUUGCACCAGCUGCAUAUUUUCAUCUUUGUUUUGGCAGUUGUGCAUGUGAUAUUCUGUGUUACUACAAUGGUUCUUGGUGGGUUAAGGAUACGGCAAUGGAAGGCUUGGGAAGAUUCAAUUAGGAAUGCAUCACAAUCAGAAGCAGGUCAAAAUAAGCGUCCUCACGAACACCACCAUCACCAUCACUUUCAUUUAUUCAUUAAAAAACACACUGAAGGGCACUGGAGAAAGUCAGCAGUCGGUGGUUGGCUGAUUUCAUUCUACAAACAUUUUUCUGGCUCUAUUACCAAGUCAGAUUAUGUUGCUCUUCGGCAAGGAUUUAUCACGACAUUUUUUGGUCAUGUGCCUGAUUUUGAUUUUCACCAAUACAUCUUGCGGAAUCUUGAAGUCGAUUUCCGACGAAUUGUCGGCAUAAGCUGGUACCUGUGGCUCUUCGUGGUUAUCUUUUUGCUGCUAAAUGUGGAAGGGUGGCAUACAUAUUUUUGGUUGGCCUUUUUGCCUUUAAUUCUUCUACUGCUGGUGGGUGCUAAGCUGGAAUUCAUUAUCUCUCGUAUGGCUCAUGAGGCUAAAGAAAAGAUGCAAGUGGAGCCUUCUGAUAAACAUUUUUGGUUCCACAACCCUGUCAUUAUUCUUCACUUGAUUCACUUCAUCCUGUUUCAGAAUUCAUUUGAGAUAGCUUUCUUCUUCUGGAUUUGGAGCACAUACGGAUUUCGAUCAUGCAUCAUGGAAAAAGUGGGCUAUAUCAUUCCAAGACUUAUUAUGGGUGUGCUUGUUCAAGUGCUAUGCAGUUACAGCACCUUGCCUUUGUAUGCUCUAGUCUCCCAGAUGCGUAGCAAUUACACUGGAAAUGUAUUUGGUGAUGUGCAACCACUGAUAGGUCGAUGGGCAAACAGGCACACCGAAACAAAUGAGGCUCAUGAUGAUAAGCUAACCACAGAAUCUUCUCAAAGUUUCCCACACGAAAUGGUUCUUAGAAAAGCAAACGAAGCAUCAAUCAUUGAGCUUUCAACUUCUACUUCUCAAGAUGUUUAAUAUCUGAACUCCUCAGCCUCCGUUAGUUGAUAUUUGAAUGGAUUUAGGGGAGGUAAAAUUUUUUGUCAGCUCUUCUGCUGAUUAAUUGCCCUCCAUUUAGAAUCAUACUCUUUUAUUUCUAAUACCUGAAUCUUCUGUAUCAUUAUCAGAACGAAAAGAAAUUCCUUGGCAACAAGUAAUAAGAAUAAAAACAAUGUAGUGGCUUUGUUGAUAUGGAAUUAGAGUAUGGAUCAAAAGCCA